Vicia villosa (hairy vetch) is the source of this 709-nucleotide messenger RNA. RefSeq names its product cold-regulated 413 plasma membrane protein 2-like. NCBI's taxonomy places the organism in Eukaryota, Viridiplantae, Streptophyta, Magnoliopsida, Fabales, Fabaceae. The record is from RefSeq and is a predicted model, not a curated record. The transcript is spliced from 3 exons. The coding region runs from base 101 to 709 and encodes 202 amino acids. Gene Ontology annotation, cellular component: membrane.
ACAACCUUAACACUUAGUACAUUGUCAUAACAUUGUACUUAUAUCUAUACAUUGUGUUCAUAUAUAACUAACUUUUUUAGUUUUUGCAACCGUGAAUACAAUGGGGAGAAUUUUAAUGCAGUAUUUGACCUCGAAAACGGAACCUGUUGUAGCUAAUUUAAUAGAUUCUGAUUUCAAUGAACUCAAACUUGCAGCAACGAAACUUUUUAAUGAUGCGACUAUGUUAGGAGGCAAAGGUUUUGGCAUGUCUCUCCUUAGAUGGAUCGCUUCCUUUGCUGCUAUUUAUCUACUGGUUCUGGAUCGCACCAACUGGAGAAGCAAUAUGUUGACUUCAUUAUUAGUGCCUUACAUAUUCUUCAGUUUUCCUGGUUCUUUAUUUCACUUUUUCAGAGGAGAAGUUGGAAAAUGGAUUGCUUUCGUUGCGGUCGUGUUGAGGCUUUUCUUCAAUAAACAUUUUCCAGAUUGGAUGGAGAUGCCAGGAUCAAUGAUUCUUCUAGUGGUAGUAUCCCCAGACUUGUUUGCUCUAAAGUUUAGGAACAAUUGGAUUGGAGUGGCAAUUGAUCUUUUAAUUGGUUGUUACUUGCUACAAGAACAUGUGAGAGCUACAGGUGGAUUCAAAAAUUCUUUCACACAAAGACAUGGAAUAUCUAACACUCUUGGCAUUAUCUUCCUCAUAGUUUACCCAAUUUGGGCAUUGUUUAUCCAUUAA